AUGCCAUCGUCGUCAAACAUUGACACGUCUUCGAUGGGAAUGGUCAGUGCACAGAGGUCUUGUAAUUUGCUAGCAAUGCCCGUUGGAACGUUGCUCUCACUGUCAUACGUAAAAUCGAAUAGAAAAGAUCUGGUUGAGGAUGAAAAGAGCUUCAAAAGGGUGGUGCAAAUUUUAGUCCCCAAGACCGAAGGUAGCAAGUGUUGUCAGAAAAUGCUUUUGACGAGGGGCGUUUAUUGGGAUUUGCAGAGAUUGGCGGAGAUGGAUGUUGUCGGAGCCAAGAAGGCUUUUCAUAGGCUUUCGGGAAGUAGGCUAAUAAGUGUUUUCUCGAGGACAUGGAAAUAA
This is a messenger RNA of Striga asiatica, 342 nucleotides long. The record is from the annotation of a GenBank genome assembly. NCBI's taxonomy places the organism in Eukaryota, Viridiplantae, Streptophyta, Magnoliopsida, Lamiales, Orobanchaceae.